CUUGGAGACCACCACCACCACCAGCCAGCCAGCCAGCCAGCCAGUACCCUGUUGCAACCUCAGUCGAACUGGACCAAGAAAGAACAAAAACCAUCCACAUCGAUCAACCAACAAGCUACAGAGGAAGUAUCGGAGGACUGCAAGGAAAACCAUCAGAACAUGUCAUUCAAGAAGGAUGAAGAAACCGGGGUGGCCCAUUUCAUGCAAGAUAAGACGACGGUCAUCCAGGAAGCGAGGGUGUUCAAUGAAUCGCCCAUCUCCCCCAGAAAAUGUCGAAUCCUUUUAACCAAAAUCAUCUACCUACUCUAUGUCGGUGAAACUUUCGGCCCUCAAGAGGCUACCACCUUAUUCUUUGGUGUCACCAAACUCUUUCAACACAAGGAUAGUGCCUUGAGACAAAUGGUGUACUUGGUCAUCAAGGAACUCUCCGAUCUGGCACAAGAUGUGAUCAUGGUAACCUCAUCGAUCAUGAAAGAUAUGCAGCCGAAUCUAGAGGUGAUCUAUCGGCCGAAUGCGAUCAGAGCGCUCUGCAGAGUGAUCGAUGGAUCGAUGAUCCAGGGUAUCGAACGAUUUUACAAGUCGGCGAUCGUCGAUCGAAACUCAUCCAUCAGCUCAGCCGCACUCGUUUCUUCCUAUCACCUCUUCCCGAUCGCCAAGGAUGUGAUCAAACGAUGGGCAAACGAGGCUCAAGAGUCGCUCAACGCCAAAGGAUCCGGUGGCGGUGGUGGCUUCAUCCCUGCCAGCGCCUCAAGCUAUCUCAGUAGCUUCGGUGGAGGGGGUGGUCAAACUCAAUCCGGCUAUCAAGCCGUCGCGAGUUCCAGUUAUAUCACUCAGUAUCACGCUUUGGGACUCUUGUAUGCUAUCAGACAGCAAGAUCGAAUGGCUGUCUCCAAGCUCAUCCAACAGCUGGGUGGGGGAAAGAGUAACACUCUCAGAAGUCCUUAUGCCCUUUGCAUGCUGAUUCGAUUUGCCAGUAAGAUCAUGGACGAAGACCCCAACCUACACAAACAGAUGCACGAACUUCUUGAAGGGUUCUUGAGACAUAAAUCUGAUAUGGUCAACUACGAGGCCGCUCGUGCAAUCUGCGAGAUGCGCAACGUGACUUCAGCUGAAUUAUACCGCCCCGUGGCCGUCCUCCAGCUGUUUUUAUCUUCUCCUAAGGGCGCGCUCAAGUUUUGCGCUAUCAGAACGCUGGCCAAGUUGGCCUUAACCCAUCCACAACCGGUUCAAGCCUGUAACCUCGAUAUGGAAAGAUUAAUUAAUGAUGACAAUAGAGGUGUUGCCACUUUUGCUAUCACCACAUUACUCAAAACUGGAAAUGAAGCAUCAGUUGAUCGUCUCAUGAAACAGAUCUCGGCCUUCAUGUCAGAAAUCUCGGAUGAAUUUAAAGUAACGAUCGUCAAUGCUAUUCGAGCGUUAUGUCUCAAGUUCCCCGCUAAACAAGCAGUCAUGUUGAACUUCCUCUCUGGAAUCUUGCGCGAUGAAGGCGGCUACGAUUUCAAACGGGCUGUGGUUGAAGCUAUUUUUGACAUGAUCAAGUUCAUUGGCGAAUCCAAAGAAACUGCUUUGGCUCAACUUUGUGAAUUCAUUGAAGAUUGCGAGUUCACUAAGCUAUCAGUUAGGAUCUUACAUCUCUUGGGAAUCGAGGGUCCUAAAGCGCUUCACCCUUCAAAAUACAUUCGAUACAUUUAUAACCGAGUUAUCCUAGAAAACGCGAUUGUAAGGGCGGCUGCGGUGUCAAGUCUAGCCAAGUUUGGUGUUAAUGUGCCCGACCCUAGAGUUAAAGCAAGUAUUAAGGUACUCCUGACAAGGUGCUUGGACGACGUGGAUGACGAAGUCCGUGAUCGGGCAGCGCUAUAUCUCAAGGUCUUAGAUGAAGAACCACUGGCCGAAAAAUUUGUGAAAGAUGAAUCUACGAUCUCUCUUGCCACAUUGGAAUCGAAGUUAACCACUUAUAUUUCCCAAAAGGAGUCGUCUCAAGCCCCUUUCGAAAUAUCGAGUAUCCCGAGGAUCAGUCGUGAACAAGCUUGUCAAGAAGCUCUUCGUGCUCGCCAAGAAGCCUCAUCAGAUAUGGCUGGUUUCAGCAAUGCCAGCAAAACCACUGACAAACAGUCGGUCGGACCUGCGGCUUCUGCCUCAACAAACGCCGAGAGUCAGCGCGAAUAUGCUACCCAACUUAGUGCUGUUCCAGAAUUCUCAACUUAUGGCAAAGUGUUCAAAAGCUCUGCUAAGCCAAUUCCUCUCACCGAACAUGAAACCGAAUACGUCGUUAGUGUUGUAAAACAUAUAUUUGCUGAGCAUGUGGUAUUUCAGUUCAACUUGACAAACACACUACCAGACACAAUUCUAGAGCAAGUAUCAGUGCUGACAAACCCGCCCGAGGAAGGAUUGACUGAGGAUUUCAUCAUUCCGAUCCCCAAGAUGUCGAAUGAGCCGGGGAUAAUCUACGUCUCUUACACCCGUUCAAGUCCUGAAAACUACGCGCUCGGUAGCUUUAACUGUACCCUGAAGUUUAUCUCCAAGGAGGUCGAUCCGAUCAGUGGCGAGCCGGAGGAAGAGGGCUAUGAGGAUGAAUAUCAAAUCGAAGACGUCGAAUUGGGCGUGGGUGAUUACAUCAUUCCUACGUAUCUUACCUUCACUACUGAAUGGGAUAGACUACGAACCGGGGCAACUGCGACUGAAACAUUCCAAUUGAGCGCAUUGAAAAGCUUGAAAUCUGCAUGUGAUACACUUAUCGAACUAUUAAACAUGGAGCCGUUGGGAGGGAGCGAGAAUCCAAGUUCGACGACGGUCCAUACACUUCAAUUGGCAGGUAUUCUGUGCGGAGGAGAAGGGAACAUCUUGGUCCGAACUCGGAUGACGUUUAGUGUCGAUCAAGGAGUCACCAUCGAGAUGUCUGCUAGAGCUGAGAAACCAAAAGCAGUCCAACUCGUCAUGUCGGCUAUUGCUUGACAGCUUCCAAGUUCUCUCUUAAAAAACACAACAAAAACCCGCGGCUUAUCGUCUCUUCUCUCUUCAAUUUCUUCCUUCACGUUGGUUCUUUUUGUUUGGUAUGGCUCUCUACAUUACUGUUUCCAUUGGCAUCCUGUUUGAUAUACUUGUGUCCUCUUUUCUUCCUAAACCUCUUCAACCCGCCUUUCUUUUUCUUUUUUGUUAUUUUUAUGAAUACAUAGAAGUACUGCCUCCUCUUUUUUGCCUCCGCCUCUCCAGCUACGUACCGUCUAUCUCACCGACGUAUUUACUCGUAGUUAUAGGAUUCAUGGUGAUGCCGGUGCUGCUGCUGCUGGUGGUGGAUUUAUGCUUGGUUCUUCUUUUUGUUUCUCUGUGGUAAUUGCUUAAUGAGGAAAUCCAAAAUACUUGAUCACAGAAAACAGAAGAUUCAAGUUGAUGAUUACUCAAUGAGUUCGUAGAUCAUCUAAUCAGGACCUGAAGCAAUACUAUCAUGAUGUGUUGUUUGUUGGUGAAAUCCAAACAUCU
This is a messenger RNA of Puccinia graminis f. sp. tritici CRL 75-36-700-3, 3477 nucleotides long. RefSeq lists its product as uncharacterized. The record is from RefSeq and is a predicted model, not a curated record. The coding region runs from base 160 to 2952 and encodes 930 amino acids. The transcript has 11 exons. Gene Ontology annotation, molecular function: structural molecule activity. Lineage: Eukaryota; Fungi; Basidiomycota; Pucciniomycetes; Pucciniales; Pucciniaceae. Gene Ontology annotation, cellular component: Golgi membrane; endoplasmic reticulum; COPI vesicle coat. Gene Ontology annotation, biological process: protein secretion; intra-Golgi vesicle-mediated transport; intracellular protein transport.